CUGGCGAUUGCACUACGUACUUGAGUAUGUAGAUUCAGUCAAUUGGAGUAUAGAUCCUCCGUCGUCAUCAAUAUCGAAUACGAAUUGAUCACUGACAGGGCGUACGCUUACUGGUAAAAUCACCCCUGAAGGCUCCAACACUGUCAAACAGCAAAACCCACCAACCAAGAUGGAACCUUGAGGUCAGCACAACACGACAUUAUAAGACCCGCCGCCCCUCCGCGGGCUUCAUCCAUGACUCAGUCUCGACUGCAACAGCUCUUUCCCUCAUACAUACUCUUGAUAAUUCAACCACCCUCCUACCUUAGAAUCUCAAUUCACCCAAAGUCUACUCAAUCAAUCACUAUACCUUCUAACCAAUAUCAUGACAUCCUCCUUCCCCCCUCCCCCCGUCAGUUCCAUUGACUGGAACAAUGUCGGCUUUAAAGUCCGCGAUGUAAACGGCCACAUCGAAUGCCACUACAACACCAGCACAUCGAGCUGGUCGGCGCCGAAAUUCAUCCCGACCCCGCACCUCAGCAUCCACGGCAUGGCGCCGGGGCUGAACUACGGGCAGCAAGCGUACGAGGGGCUGAAGGCCUUCCGGCACCCGACCGACAGCAACAAGAUCACGAUCUUCCGGCCGGACCGCAACGCGGUGCGGAUGCGCCACUCGGCGGAGUUCAUCUCGAUCCCGCCGGUGCCGGAGGCCCUGUUCGUGGAAGCGGUGCAGCUGGCCGUGGCGGCCAACGCGGAGUUCGUGCCGCCGCACGAGACGGGCGCCGCCAUGUACAUCCGGCCGCUGAUCUUCGGGUCGUCGGCGCAGCUGGCCCUGACCGCGCCCGAGGAGUACAUGUUCGUCGUGUUCGUCAUGCCCACGGGCGUCUACCACGGGGUCAGCGCGGUCGAUGCGCUCAUCCUCGAGGACUUCGACCGCAGCGCCCCCGCGGGCACCGGCUCCGCCAAGGUGGGCGGCAACUAUGCGCCGGUGCUGCGGCACAGCGCCAAGGCCUACCGCGAAGGGUUCGGCAUCACCUUGCACCUCGAUAGUCGGACGCGCUCCGAGGUCGAUGAGUUCUCCACCUCCGCGUUCAUCGGCGUCAAGAAGGAUAAGGCCGAUGGCACCGUCACUCUCGUGCAGCCGGACAGCAACAACGCCAUCGACUCCGUGACCGCCGCCUCCGUGCUGGAGAUCGGCCAGCGCUUGCUCGGGUACAAGUCCGAGAGGCGCCGCGUGCCGUACGAGGAGAUCCGGGAGUUUGAUGAGGUCAUCGCCUGCGGCACCGCGGCCGCCCUCGUGCCCAUCCGCAGUAUCACGAUGCGGUCGAAGAACGACAAGUUUACGUUCCAGAGCGGCGGCGACGCGAACAACGGUGGUGAAGUCUGCGUCAAGCUCCUGCAGACGCUGAAGGGGAUCCAGAACGGGAAGGUCGAGGACAAGUUUGGCUGGAACUUGACCGUCGAGAGGCCGCCGCAGGAGCUGUUUGAGAUUGCGGCUGCCCCCGAGGAGGCGGAAUCGAACGGUGUCAAUGUGCCAUAAGUGGGUGUAAUGAGAUCAAGGACAGGCGACGAGGAAAUGCAAUUAAAAGUCAUUCAUUGGUUUGUUCCUAGCAUCUUGGCUAUUUACUCCCAUCACAUUAAGAACAUGACCCAUGCAUUGUCGAGAUUUACGUUAUCAUACAUGACAUUAGAUACCCCUAGUUCAAUUACUACCACUCUCACUUUCACUCUCGCUCUCGCUCUCGCUCUCACUUUCACUUUCACUUUCACUGUCGUCUUCGCUGUCACUAUCGUCAUCGGCUCCGGGUAUAGCUGGGGUCUUCGAUUGAAGAUUCUUGGUAGCCUCUCUCUCUCUAGACUUCUUCUCCUCUUCUAAUUCCUUCUUGCGUCUCGCGGCUAAUUCUUUCAGUGUGCAACGGGUCGC
Molecule: messenger RNA, 1903 nt
Organism: Aspergillus aculeatinus CBS 121060
Lineage: Eukaryota; Fungi; Ascomycota; Eurotiomycetes; Eurotiales; Aspergillaceae
Product: branched-chain amino acid aminotransferase
Exons: 2
Coding region: 365-1519 (384 amino acids)
Biological process (GO): branched-chain amino acid metabolic process
Molecular function (GO): branched-chain-amino-acid:2-oxoglutarate transaminase activity
Source: RefSeq, a predicted model, not a curated record